Molecule: messenger RNA, 929 nt
Organism: Astyanax mexicanus (Mexican tetra)
Lineage: Eukaryota; Metazoa; Chordata; Actinopteri; Characiformes; Acestrorhamphidae
Gene: ndufaf2
Product: NADH:ubiquinone oxidoreductase complex assembly factor 2
Exons: 4
Coding region: 86-556 (156 amino acids)
Biological process (GO): mitochondrial respiratory chain complex I assembly
Cellular component (GO): membrane
Source: RefSeq, a predicted model, not a curated record
AGCGACGCCGCGCGCGUUCCCGCAGCUCGGGGGAGAUACGAGCUCAGGGUUAAUCUGCGGUUAAAGUGCGGGGUUAGGGGUUAAUAUGAGCCGGUUGAGCGGGGUGUUGAGGCGGGUGUUUGGGGGGGUGAAGCAGUGUGUGGGGUCUGAUCAGUUCGGUAAUAAAUAUUAUUAUAUACCCGAACACAAGAGCUGGACAGGGCAGGUGGUUCGAGCUCGGCGGUUGGUUGAAGCCUGUAAUCCAGCAGAGUUUGAGUAUCUGGAGGGGAAUAUUCCCUCUGAGUGGGACGCCUGGAUAAGAGGUAGACGGAAAGACCCUCCCACUAUAGAGGAGCUGGUGAGGAACGAGGAGUACAGGGAGCAGAUUAAGCUGAAAGCUCAGGAGGUGGAGGAGAGGGAUCAGGUUCUGCAGAUCCGGGAGGAGCAGCCGGUUCAGACCCAGGUUAAAGGUCACGCUGCUGCCGCUCAGUACGGCCGACCCGAGAUCAGCCCGGACCCGGUCAGCACCGCCAACACCUUCACCCCCGGCUCCUGGAGCCCCAACAAGAAAUCAUAAAACCCCUAAUCAAACAAUAAAAACCAGAAUCUUUAAAAAAUCAAACCAAAAAAUAGAAUCAGAAUCUUCUGCUCUGGAUUCCGAUCAGUCGUCCAUCAUCACUGAAGAACAUCAAAAAAUCCAGAUAUUAAUAAUGCAGUUUAUGUAAGCAGUACUGUCGACCAAUAAAUUAUACCGUUCAGAUUUAAUUUACCUCUGGUAGAAAUAUCACAAUAUUAAAUAUAAAAUCUGCUGAUAUAAAACUCUGUGCAGGUUUAGUGAGUGGACUGAUAUUUACCUGUGUUAACUUGUGUGCACUGGAUAAUAAAUGAUGUAAAGUUUGGAGUUUGUAACUUUUAUAAAGUUCCUCAAUAAUAAAUCCAGUUCUCCAGCA